Messenger RNA from Alternaria burnsii, 1458 nucleotides. RefSeq lists its product as uncharacterized. NCBI's taxonomy places the organism in Eukaryota, Fungi, Ascomycota, Dothideomycetes, Pleosporales, Pleosporaceae. The record is from RefSeq and is a predicted model, not a curated record. The transcript has 2 exons. Bases 1 to 1458 code for a protein of 485 amino acids.
AUGAGCUUAUCGGCUUGCGACGGCGAUCACAAGGCUAAAACAUUUAGCUACACAUCACUCGAUCUCUCCCAGCGCUCUAUUCGUCUACUUUUGCUCCACCCGGACCGGUCUGAAAGCGGACACAUUGAAUGCACAUUACGCGAUGCGACAGUCAAUGAUGACUACGUCUGCUUAUCCUACGUAUGGGGCCAGCCUGACAAAGGCUAUACAGUAAUUAUUAAUGGGCGACCGCAUCGCGUUCGGAUAAAUCUAUACAGAUUUCUGCAGCAGGCUAGAAAGAAAGACCUCGGAUGGCUAUGGAUUGAUGCGUUGUGUAUUGAUCAGGAAAAUCUUGCAGAGAGAACGCAUCAGGUGCAACAGAUGGGGAGCAUAUACUCGCGGGCGAGCAGAGUUAUUUCAUGGCUGGGAUCAAGCCCUGAUAUGGCCAACGUGUUGCGAAACGUCGAAAACUGGAUAGAAGGAUACGAACUAGAUACGGACGUAGGAAUCUUGUUUGCCCACGAAUACUGGACCCGGGCAUGGGUUACCCAAGAAGUCGUUCUUGCGCGUCGACACACUCUAAUGGCGGAUGGAACAAUGCUUCCGAUGAACCAUCUCCAUCCACUUCUCGGGCCUACCGAUGAUUCCAGACAUCUCAUACGGUUGCUGCAACUUCAGGACGUAAGCCCGAAUUAUUUCCACGGCAGGAGACUUGUACAUCUUCUUGAGGAAUUUCGUAUGCAGGAGUGCGCGAUUCCACACGAUCGUGUGUUUUCCCUGUUAGCUCUAUGUGGGCAAGGCUCAGAUCUGGAAGUCGAUUACGAAGCAUCCGUUGAAGAAAUAUUGUGGAGAAUAUGCUAUACCUGCACCUUCUGCCUUUGCUCUUUGGACAUUGUAAGCCGCACAUUGUUACACGGACCUGACACAUGGUGGAAAAUCGAUCGGCCAAUGUCAAGCUUUACGUUCUUGCGAUCACGUUACGCAGAAGUGCGGACACACAACGUUCAACGAAGGGGGAAUCACGUCUUCUUUGGACACCCCAGAGGUACCUUAUAUACCUUUGACCACUUUAGAUUCGAUGAAUCGACCGAUGGAUAUGUCUGCCUGAGUUCCUACACGGCAGUGUAUCUCAUUCCGACCGGCCGGAUCUGUAGAAAGUAUGGAUGGGACGGCGAUUGGUACCUGGCCUUAUGUGUGAGCUCUAGUAGCAACGGGUUCGACUUCUUUCAUCUACCAGGCUCGUCCAACACCAUCCCGGACAGCGCUGAAAUACGCGAAAAGAGAUUGAAUUUCCAAACUCAACACUGGCCUGAUGACCUCAAGGUGGUAUACGACAAACCUGGAUCCUGUACUAUCCGUCUUCCGCUAGCGUUCUGGAUUGAACUUGUAAGAUCGCGAACCCGAGGGCGGUUAGAUUCAGAGGGAUAUUAUCCCUGCGGAUUAAAAGGACGAGGCGGUCUAAAGAUCUCGUUUAUGUAG